UCCACGCGCACUCAUGGUUAUCUGAGGAGCAGAGCAGUUUGGGACACGGGUGCAUGCGCAAAGAGAGAAACUCAAUUUCUCUGGACUAAUCGCUCAGCUGAAAAUCUUUUUUUAUUAGACUUGUGUUUUAUUGUUUAUUUUGCACAGACUGAGCAGUAAAUACAAACAGAUCAAAAUGAUGACCAAACAAUUUGGAAAAAGUGGGGAUGUGAGUGAGCUGGUGAGCUCCCUCGGCUGGCUGGAGGAGGAUGACAGCAGUUCUCAGGAUGGAGAGGAAAGCCAUGGCCUGACUGUAGGUGGACGAAUCCGCUCCUGCACAGAACUGGGCAGUGAGGAUAUGGAGGAAGAGGAGGAGGAUGAUGAUGAUGAUGAUGAUGAUGAAGAGCAGGAGAUUGGACCAAAUGGAGAACAGGCUCCCAAACGGAGAGGCCCUAAGAAGAAGAAGAUGACCAAAGCAAGACAAGAGAGGUGUCGUACCCGGCGAGUCAAAGCCAACGCUAGAGAACGUUCACGCAUGCACGGGCUGAACGAUGCCCUGGAAAGUCUGCGCAAAGUGAUGCCCUGCUUCUCCAAGACACAGAAGCUGUCAAAGAUUGAGACUCUGCGGCUGGCACGCAACUAUAUCUGGGCUCUGUCGGAGUCGCUUGAGAAUGGCCAGUCCCCUGAGAGUCAUGGCUUUGUGGAGAUGAUGUGUAAAGGUCUGUCUCAGCCCACCAGUAACCUCGUGGCCGGCUGCUUGCAGCUGGGACCCAGUCCAAUGAUGCUCAACAAGAUGGACGAUAAGUGUGGAGGCCCGGGGGUGGGUGGGGUUGGGGUUCAGGCUAGCCAUCCCCUCAGCUACCCGUCUCCAGGCCUUCCCAGCCCCCCCUAUGGCUCCCUGGAGGCUUCCCACCUCCUGCAUAUGAAGGGAUUCAAAGGGCCUGUAUAUGACAACCCCUCCCCAAACGAGUGCAGCAGUGGCACUCCACCAUACGAUGGACCCCUCACUCCCCCCCUAAGCAUCAGUGGCAACUUUGCCCUGAAGCAGGAGCCCUCUCCCCGUGAGUCAGAGAGGAACUACUUAUCCCACCCUGGCCACCAUGCCCACUACCUCUCGUCCCACCAUUACCCCACUUCCACAACUGGCGGCCUCCCAGGAGGGCCUCAGGGCCAUCCACUUUUUCAAGCAUCCCGCUAUGAGCUGCCCCUGGACGUGGCCUUUGACCCCUUCACUUCCUCUCACCUGGUCGCCUCUCAGAUGGGCAGCAUGUGAAAUGUGACCAUGAAGACUUAAGAGGCCCAGUGACUCUGCUAUGAAAUUGGCCGGGCGAGAAGCACUGCUCUUGAAUGAACAGCUGUAAAAACGAUGGUCUAGGUAAAUGGUUUGCAUUAUGUUGUCUAGAACUCUGAGAGAGCACUGAACGCUCAGAGAGAGACUCACCACCUCAACUCAAUCUACCUGAUACAAACACGCACCCAUCAUUUUUUAUAUUUUAUUUAUGAUUAUAUUUCAUUUUGGUUUUAAUUAUUUCUAAAGAAGUUGCCCCAGUUGUUAGAGUGACGAAAGAUUAUUAGGCUAAAUCUGAUAUCCACACUAAAGCAUUACACAGAUGUUUCAAGUGUAGACAAUGAACAAUAAGGAUUUUGUUAGUGCAUGUCUGGAUAUUAAAAGAAAUUGAACAAAAAGUCAUAACCUAAAUUGUGCACCGAGGCCACACUUGCCAUAAGAAAACCCAAUGCAUUUAUUUAUAUCUGUAUUUAAUAUUUAUUUUGAUAAUGUCUUGUCCUUUUUAUAUUUUUUCAGCACUGUUUUUGUUUAACUGUUUUCUUGGUUUUGUUGUCAGUCACUAGCAGCUGUACUGUAACCGUAUUUAAUUUAUUUAUUUGAAGUCUUUCAGGUACUUA
Molecule: messenger RNA, 1884 nt
Organism: Cyclopterus lumpus (lumpfish)
Lineage: Eukaryota; Metazoa; Chordata; Actinopteri; Perciformes; Cyclopteridae
Gene: neurod4
Product: neuronal differentiation 4
Exons: 2
Coding region: 176-1252 (358 amino acids)
Molecular function (GO): protein dimerization activity
Source: RefSeq, a predicted model, not a curated record